AUGAAGCAAGAUGAGGCAACCACCUCAAAUGGCGAGGUUCACCCAGGGCAGCAGAACCCCAAUGACAAUAUAUAUGGUAUAUCAGUCAUUUUUUUAAUGAGCAUUUUUGGACUUUGGUGGAAUGGUACUGUUAUCUGGCUGCUUGGCUUCUGCCUUAAGAGGACUCCUUUCACCACUUACAUCCUGAACCUGUCCAUGGCUGACUUUGGUUUACUCACAGUUGUGUUUGUUAAAGCAAUAUGUUUGAUAGUGGUAGGAAGCUUCUUCACAUACCUUGCAGAUGCCAUACUUUUUUUGAUUUUCCUAUUUAUGUACGCCACUGGUCAAUUUCUACUGACAGCCAUCAGCAUUGAUAGGUGUGUGGCUGUCCUCUUCCCACUUUGGCAUCGAUGCCACCGACCAACAAACAUGUCCACCACUGUGUGUGCCUCAAUAUGGGUGCUUUCUUCUAUUUCCCCUGCAAUUGACUUCACUCUCCUUCUGGCUGAUUUAAAUGUAAUUAGAACACUGAGCAUUCAGCUUAUUGUGAAUGGCUUCCUUUGCCUCCCACUCAUGACUAUCUCCACUCUCAUCCUUUUCGUCAAGGUCUGCUUUAAAUCGCACCAGAGGAGGAGGGGGAAACUUCUAAUUAUAGUCCUGCUUGCUCUCUUCUUCUUCAUCAUUUUUUCUUUUCCACUUAAUGUCCUUGCCAUCACUUUUUAUAUUCUUCAUUCAAAUCCUCCUUCUUUCUUACAAUAUGCCAUCCUUUAUGCCUGUCUGAAUAGCUGUAUUAACCCUUUGAUUUAUUUCCUGGUUGGAAGACAGAAAAAAGGCAGACUAAGAAGGAACAUGAAAGCCAUACUCCAGAAUGCUUUCAAGGAAGAGGAAAACCUCAAAGAGGUAGUGGAUGCACCUGUGGAAACUCAGUUAUGUUAG
Molecule: messenger RNA, 915 nt
Organism: Lacerta agilis (Sand lizard)
Lineage: Eukaryota; Metazoa; Chordata; Lepidosauria; Squamata; Lacertidae
Product: proto-oncogene Mas-like
Exons: 2
Coding region: 1-915 (304 amino acids)
Biological process (GO): G protein-coupled receptor signaling pathway
Cellular component (GO): membrane
Molecular function (GO): G protein-coupled receptor activity
Source: RefSeq, a predicted model, not a curated record